AUGAUCCGCCCAAUCGUCCCUACUGCCCGAGCUCUCGUCCGCCCUCGUGUCGGCCAGGUCGGGCUCAUGCGCUUUGCGUCCUCGAGCAGCCGCCCGCAACCCCAGUUCCAACCGCAUGUUGGAAGCUUUUCGCAGGAGAAUGUCAUGAAGUGGGCCAUGACUCUCGGUAUCUGGGGUGCAGCUGCGGGAGGCGCCGUUGCUCUGUUCAUGCAGAAGGUUCCCAUCUUCCAGCGUGAUGUCCUCGACAAGGUGCCCUUCGUUGGGGCUUUCUUCAAGGACGAGACCCCUGACAGCGACAAGCCCUUCUAA
Jaminaea rosea is the source of this 309-nucleotide messenger RNA. RefSeq lists its product as hypothetical. Gene Ontology annotation, biological process: mitochondrial electron transport, ubiquinol to cytochrome c. NCBI's taxonomy places the organism in Eukaryota, Fungi, Basidiomycota, Exobasidiomycetes, Microstromatales. The coding region runs from base 1 to 309 and encodes 102 amino acids. The record is from RefSeq and is a predicted model, not a curated record. The transcript is spliced from 3 exons.